GAAUCUCAAAGAUGUAUGCAAUUUAAUUCUCGGACACUUUCAUUUUAUUUUCUGCCCAUCAACGAGCUUUUGUCAUCGGUUAUUUCCAACCACUGCUGAACAGAAAAGACCCCUCCACACAUGAGCGCGCUCACACACGAGUGACAGGGGGGUGGCGCGGCUGCGGCUGCGCUUUUUCCUGUUGCAGCGUGACAGUGCGCACCUUCAAACUUCUGCAGAGAAACCGAACGUGAGCAGCGGCAACACAUCCAAGGACUUACAACGUUUUGCGUUUUUCCCCCCACUAGAUUUAAGUUUCUGGGAUAAACGCAUUGUGUUUUUUUGACUUUGUGAUGCCUGCCAACAUCUGAACACGAUGGCUGAGUGGAAAGACUUAUCAUCUUCACACUCACAAUAAGACCACUGCUCUUAAUGUGGCAGGCGUCGGGCAGAACUCCCAGACCCUUCCUCCUCAAUAUUCUGCCGCCGUCUGAGGCAAAGUUUACCGAGCUGAACACAAAAGGGGCGACGACGGUUGCAGAGACAAAGAGGAAGACUGACAGACGGGUGUAGGGUUAGUGUAAAGUGAGUUACAGUAAAACGUUUGACUUAAGUCAGUCAGGCACUACAGUGUGAUGUUCGUGGGUGGAACUUCCUGCCUUGCCUGUUCUCCUUUGACACAAUCGCUCUUCCCUUACGUCGCAUGAUGCGGUUUGGCAAGCAGGUAUUGUGUCUAAAAACAAGUCAAACAGUCAAGUCUGUGGGAUGAAAGCGCAAAGAAAGCAAAAAAGAGGAAAAAACAACCAUGCUGGAGAGAGACCAGCUGGUCUAUAUUGUCCUGGAGCUGGUGAUGGCUUGCCUGGCCGUGGCUGGGAACGUCCUGGUCUGCUGGGCCGUCUGUCUCAACUCCAACCUGCAGAGCAUCACCAACUUCUUUGUGGUGUCACUGGCAUUGGCUGAUAUCGCUGUGGGACUGCUGGCAAUUCCCUUCGCUAUCACUAUUAGCACCGGCUUCUGUGCUGACUUCUUCGGCUGCCUGUUCAUCGCCUGCUUCGUCCUCAUACUCACCCAGAGCUCCAUCUUCAGCCUGCUGGCCAUCGCUGUAGACCGCUACAUCGCUAUCAAGAAUCCACUCAGGUACAACAGCCUGGUGACAGGGCAGAGGGCAAAGGCCAUCAUCACACUCUGCUGGGUUCUCUCAGUGGGCAUCGGCCUGACUCCCAUGAUGGGCUGGAACAGAGGUUGGAACACCACAAACACCAGCAAAAUCUGCCCUGAAGGCAUGACAAAGUGCCUGUUUGAAGAAGUGGUCACCCUCGACUACAUGGUCUAUUUCAAUUUCUUCGGCUGUGUGCUGGUGCCCCUGGUGGUCAUGCUGGUCAUCUAUGCCCAUAUCUUCAUGGCUGCUCGCCGCCAACUCCGGCUGAUGGGGCUCAAAGUUGCACACCUGCCCGCUCCCGGAGAAAUAACGUCACCGCCGAGCUCGUCUCGUACGACCCUGCAGAAGGAAGUGCAUGCUGCCAAAUCUCUGGCCAUCAUUGUAGGUUUGUUCGCUUUUUGUUGGCUUCCGCUUCACAUCAUCAACUGUUUCAACCACCUGUGUCCGGACUGUGGGCGCCCACAUAUCUGGGUGAUGAACAUCGCCAUCAUCCUCUCCCAUGCUAACUCUGUUGUGAACCCCUUCAUCUAUGCUUAUCGCAUCCGGGAGUUCAGACAGACCUUUCGGAGGAUCCUGUACCAGCACGUGCUCGGGCAGAGGGACGUACCGGGGUUUGGGGUUGGCAGCGGUGAUGGUAGAGGUGUUCGGAGCAGCAGUGUUGCUCGGACUCCCUCCCGUACCAGUAAAGAGGGUUCAUCAUGUGGCACAAUAGUGAACACCUACGUCCUGGACCCCAGUCCUGACCGGACUCCACCUAAAGCUGCUCCUGAAACCUCUUGCCAUUGGACUUCAAAGAUAGACACUGCAACAAACAGCUACAUACCCAACGGACACCAAAUAAAGGGUAGCACCCUUCCAGCAAUGCAGCAGCAGCCGUGCAUCAUGGGAGUUGCUGCUCAGGAUGGAGUCGAGUCGGACACAUAUCUGCAGGGAGCGGCAGAUGUUUUAGAGCUGAAAGACAGUGGAAGCUGCGUUGCUUUUGUGAAUGCUCAGGCUCUCUCCCUAAAACAAACUGACUGUGUCCACUCGACAGAGCUUACAGAAGUCUCUUGACAAAUAUAUUUAAAAUAUAUUUCUCUUGCCAUUAAACAUGCAAACAUGACAACAUGAAAUCAACAACUACAGCAAAUCUCUUUCUCUUUCUGGAGUCACAUGUUCUGGUUUCCAUGGAAUAUUUGUCCAGUUUUUUUACUUUUUCUCAUCAACCAUCCCUGAGUUGAUUUACAAGCACACAGAAUUUGUCAAAAGCAAACCUGUUCUCACUUCCUACUCGUCAAAUACUGAUGCUUGGUCAGUGCUCCUCGGUGCCCAAGGCAGCCUUUAGAGUCCAUAUGAGAAACAUUUGGCCUUUAGACGGGUGUUCAUGUCCUACAACUCAAUAUUGUGAUUUUAAAUUAAACUUUAAAUUUACUUCCGUACAUGCAUACGUCGUGUCCUAUGUCAUGUUCAACAUCACGCCUCGCUAAUGUGUAUUAUUUAGAUUUUUAAGGGGCGUUGCCUCUGAAUAAACCUUCAAGUAACCAGAGCAAUGAAAACUGACCCCUAACCAACCGGAGCAAUGAAGAGGUCACAAACUUUCUCAAAUUACAGCUAAACACAACAUCAAAAGUGUCUCUGAAAACAUUUUAGGGAAAAUCUUGAUUCAUAUUUGAUCUGAGUUUCGGGGGUUGCUUUGGAUGUCAGUCAUCCUAUCAAACCCACCCAAUAUGAGAUAAAAGGCUGUGAUUGGCCCCAUGGGGGUGACCAGACACACCUGCCAGAGACCUGAGCUCGGCAGAUUUGACUCAUUUUUAGGCUAAUUUAAAUCCAAACCCUGUUUAUUUCCCUAAACUUUGGUAUCUUAUCCUAACUGGGUAUAUUUCCUGUUAACAUGAAAGUUUAUUUUGAAAAGUCACUAUGCAUGUAAUGAGCAGAAACUGACGAGCUGUCCCUGACACAUGCAUAACUGACAGUAGAGGGCAACCUAGAGCGUCGUAUUUUGAAGCACAGGGCCACUGACCAAGUUGGGAAUAACUAUGUCUUGCAAAAGUAUGUGGAUGUAUAAAACUGCAUAUCUUGACAUGCAGUACAGUAUCAUCUGUCUAUUCUUUCUCAAAGAUAAAUAGGUUGUGUGCCUUUCAAACAAUAUGCAUUUUAGAAAACAAUGCUUUAUCAACUGUACUGUAUCUAUGCAUUAAGAAACUUUAAACUUAGAAGUUCUUGAACUGUUUUUUUUUUUAAUAUAUAAUGUUGCAUCAGGUCACCUUUUGUAAUUGUUAUCCAUAUUGUUUUUACACGU
Messenger RNA from Centropristis striata (black sea bass), 3416 nucleotides. RefSeq names its product adenosine A2a receptor b (gene adora2ab). Gene Ontology annotation, cellular component: membrane. The record is from RefSeq and is a predicted model, not a curated record. Bases 785 to 2191 code for a protein of 468 amino acids. The transcript has 5 exons. NCBI's taxonomy places the organism in Eukaryota, Metazoa, Chordata, Actinopteri, Perciformes, Serranidae. Gene Ontology annotation, biological process: G protein-coupled adenosine receptor signaling pathway; adenylate cyclase-activating G protein-coupled receptor signaling pathway. Gene Ontology annotation, molecular function: G protein-coupled adenosine receptor activity.